This is a messenger RNA of Rhopalosiphum padi (bird cherry-oat aphid), 2894 nucleotides long. RefSeq names its product ADP-ribosylation factor-binding protein GGA1 (gene Gga). The coding region runs from base 689 to 2389 and encodes 566 amino acids. Gene Ontology annotation, molecular function: ubiquitin binding; small GTPase binding; phosphatidylinositol binding. The transcript has 13 exons. Gene Ontology annotation, cellular component: trans-Golgi network. The record is from RefSeq and is a predicted model, not a curated record. Lineage: Eukaryota; Metazoa; Arthropoda; Insecta; Hemiptera; Aphididae. Gene Ontology annotation, biological process: intracellular protein transport; vesicle-mediated transport.
UCGUAUCAGCAGCCAUUCGGCCACGCACGCCUACGCGAUAUAUUUAUUUUUUUUUUCAUAUUCUUCGCGUACAACGUCCCAAGUCCAAACAAACGUCGGCUACAACUGGCUGCUACUCACGAGUCAAAACUAAUCAUAACACAUCUCUAGCAUAAUAUUGCUGUACACUGUCGGCUGUGUCGUUAUGUCGACUAAAAUACAUUAAUUAUUAGUAACACUGCGCGAUGUAGGCAAUCGAGUGGGUACGAAACAAUUGAGUGUACUAAUAAUUACGUGUGCCUAUAAUUGAUCACCCAAUCCUUGCGUGUACCUCGGACCGAGACGUAGUGCACGUCGUGAACGAUUGGCACUCAAUGAUGGACAUCGAUCCAAUUAUAGUGUCCACGAGCUUAGAAGCUCUAAUUGUUUACAUUUGUAUAAACUGCUGUGUAAGAAAAAUAGUAUUUUACCCUAGUGAAGCAAACAAACAAUAUAAAUUAAAAAGGAAGAAAACAGAUGUAAAAAUACUUGAACAAUUUGAAAUGUAUUAUUUAUAUUCUUACCAAGAAGCCUAAUUUAUGUUUGCAUACAAUUUCCAGAAAUAAGUGAAGUAAAAAUAAAAAUAUUAACCCAAUCAGUUUGAUGCAUUUGAAAAAAUAAUCUAAAAAGAGCAACUAAAAAUAGCAACGAAAAAAUUGAUAGUGCUGCAAUGAUUGCUUUUAGUGGAUUUGUACAAAGAGAUCCAGAUUGUGCACCUUUAGCUGCAAAGUGUAUUUUAGCCAAAAUUCAUUCAAUGCAAGAAUGGGAAGCUUUACAAGCCCUUCAUUUAUUAGAUAUAUGUAUGCAGACCGGUAGUGCUAGUUUUCAAGCUGAAGUUGGUAAAUUCCGUUUUCUUAAUGAACUUAUACGUUUAGUAUCUCCCAACUGCAAUGGAAUUCACACACCAGAAUUAAUAAAAAACAAAAUAAUUGAACUUCUUGGAUUAUGGUCAACACAAUUCCCCAAAGAAAUUAAGAUACAAGAUGCCUUAGAUAUGUUAAAAAAACAAGGUGUAGUAAAGGAUUUUUUAUUUGAAAAUAUGCCAUCAAAAGCAGCUUCUGCUUCUAAAAUAGAUUCCAAUAAAAUGUCAAUCUUGAAUGGAGAAAAAUCAGUAUUGCUUCAGAAGUUGCUUAAAAGUAAAAAAUCAGAAGAUCUCAAAGCUGCAAAUGAAUUAAUUAAAUCUAUGGUUGAAGAAGAAGAGCAGAAAGCAGAAAGAAUUAGUAAUAUGUUGGCUGAUAUUGAGAUAACUUCAAAUAAUGUUAAAUUAUUAUCAGAAAUGCUCAAAUCAUAUUGUGGUGGUUCUGGUUCGCCAAAUGAUUUAGAACUAAUUAAAGAGUUGUAUGAUACUAUAAAACAAUUGGAACCAAAAGUUCAAACAAUGUUAUCACUAGAAAUUCCAGAAAAUGAGGAUACUGUUAGAAAAAUAAUUAAACUUAAUUAUGAAGUAAAUGAAACAUUAAAAACAUACAAUGAAGUUCUAGAAAACCUCAAUCAUAAUAAACCAAUUGAUCAAGAAAAUGAAGAAAAUUUGUUAGAUCUUAGUAUAUCAUCUAUUUCACCUGGUAAAAAAGACUUUUUAAGUGAAUCUAAUUGUGAAAAAAAUAAUUUUCCAAAUAAUGGUUCAGCAAAUGUUAAUGAAUUAGAUGAUUUUUUGCAAAUUUCGCAUCCUUUAAAAGGAUUCAUACCUCCACUGCCUGAAGUUGUAAAUUCUCAAAAGCGUGUAGAAAUUAAAGACAAUUUCUUAAAUGUUGACUUAUUUGAAGAAUUAAAUAUUCUUGGAAAAGAUAUUUUGAAUAAACCUAAUGAAACUAAAAAUUUUGAAAAACCAUUUAACUUGAAAGACACAGAAUUCAAUUCAGAUAUUAUAAAAAAAAAUGGUCUAUCAGAUGAACCAUUGUUUGAUACACAAGAUUCAAUAAUAUUCGAACAACCCAAAAAUUAUGGUAUUCAGAUAAAACCUCUCGGUGAUAUUAAUAUUAAACUUGAAGACAUUAUUCCAUGUCCUGAUUUCACUAUUGUGAGCUUAUUUGAUAAGAAUGAUAUUAGUACAGAACUACAUUUAGCAGCAAACAAACCAAGAGAAGACGUUAUAGUUUUUGUUGUUACAACCAGAAGCAAAUGUAAACUACCAUUAUUUAAUUUCUCAUUCCAACCAGUUGUUCCAAAAGACUGUAGGUUACGUAUAUUACCACAAUCAAGAACCAAUCUUCCUAUUUAUAAUGCAUUUUUACCACAAGAAACCAUUGUACAAAUCAUACUAGUUGCAACUCUAAAUAAGGAAAUUAUACCUUUAAAAUAUGUCAUAAGUUAUACAAUGGAUGGUGAAAUGUUUACUGAAUUUGGUGAAAUUGAACAGCUGUGCAUAAACUAAGGUUAUAAAUGUUAUGAUCUCGAAAAAGUUAUUUAAAACAAUUAUUGUUUACAUAUUUUAAUUUAACUUAUAUUAUAAUCAAACGGUUCAUUUUACUAAUAAUAUUAAGUGAAUGUAAUGUUAAACAGUUAUUAGACUAAAUUAUUAUUAUUCAAUACUUCUUCAAAUUAAUAUUAUUAAGGGAAUAUGUAAUGUUUUAUUAAUAAUUUGUAAACUAGUCAUUGAAAUAAGUAUUAAACAGUUGAAUUUGUCAGUAUUUAUAUUAAAAUGAUAAUGAAUAUGCCACUUGCUAUUUAAUACUUAAUAUUACCAUUAAAAUCUAGUCAGUGAUAAUAUUAUAAUAGUAUAAGUAAAAUAAACUAAACAUUAUUUUUUUAAAUUGAUAUUAAACGUUACAAAUUAUUAUUAUAUUUUUGAUUUGUAUUAACUUAACAAAUCUGUGUAUAACAUUUGGACUGAGGCUAUCUUAUCGUAAUUAUUAAAUAUAUAUAAAAUCAACUAUAAU